UACGAUAGAAUUGUAGAUAUGCGGGGGAAUCUUUUGACAGUGAUCGCUCAAGAUGUCUCGCUUGGCGAGAUGGCCCGUAUUCACAAAAAAAGCGGAGAGUCGGUCUAUGCUUCGGUCUUGAGAAUCAACGGCGAUAAAGUCACACUCCAGUCGUUUGAGAAUACAAGGGGACUCUCAACGAGUGACCGCGUUGAAUUUUUAGGGAAAGAGAUGGAGGUGGUUGCCUCGGAUAGUCUGCUAGGGCGUCGGUUCAAUGGAUCGGGGAGAUCGAUCGACAAGGGGCCACAGGUUUCUGGCGAUUCUGUCCAGCUGAAUGCCCCCUCUUUUAACCCUGUUCGGCGGAUCGUUCCCCACGAUCUGGUUCGUACAAACAUCCCGAUGAUCGAUGUCUUUAACUGCCUCGUUAAAUCGCAAAAAAUCCCCAUUUUUUCAAUCGCUGGAGAGCCCUUUAAUGCGCUGUUAAUGCGCAUUGCAAACCAGACAAAUGCCGAUGUCGUUAUCAUCGGAGGUAUGGGGCUUAGAUUUGACGACUACCAAGCUUUUAUCGACAAUGCCGAAAAGGCGGGCUCUCUUGAAAAAACCGUCAUGUUUAUCCACCAAGCGACCGAUCCGGCUGUCGAAUGCCUCUUGGUGCCAGAUUUAGCUCUAGCUGUUGCGGAGAAGUUCGCGACAGAAGAUAAAAAUGUGCUCGUCCUUCUCACCGAUAUGACGGCUUUUGGCGAUGCCAUUAAAGAGAUUGCGAUUACGAUGGAUCAGAUUCCAUCGAAUCGAGGUUAUCCCGGCUCACUCUAUUCCGACUUGGCGGCCCGUUAUGAAAAAGCCGUCGACAUUGAAGGGAGCGGCUCCAUCACCAUCAUCGCAGUGACGACAAUGCCAGGUGGAGAUGUGACCCACCCCAUCCCCGACAAUACGGGGUAUAUCACCGAAGGACAGUUUUAUCUACACGAAGGGAGAAUCGACCCCUUUGGCUCCCUUUCGCGUCUCAAACAGCAGGUCAUCGGGAAGGUCACGCGAGAAGAUCACGGAGAUAUCGCCAAUGCGCAGAUUCGGUUGUAUGCCGAAGGGAAGAAGGCGCGUGAAAGACAGUCGAUGGGUUUUAAACUCUCUCGCUGGGAUGAGAAGCUUCUCCACUUUACCACCCUUUUUGAAGAUCGGAUGAUGAAUCUCGAGGUGAAUCUUUCACUUGAAGAUGCCCUCGACGAUGGAUGGAAAAUGGUCAGUGAGUGUUUUGAGCAGCAAGAGGUGGGGAUUAAACAAACCCUGAUCGAUAAAUAUUGGCCAAAAUUGAAU
Molecule: messenger RNA, 1290 nt
Organism: Acytostelium subglobosum LB1
Lineage: Eukaryota; Evosea; Eumycetozoa; Acytosteliales; Acytosteliaceae
Exons: 1
Biological process (GO): proton transmembrane transport; ATP metabolic process
Molecular function (GO): ATP binding
Source: RefSeq, a predicted model, not a curated record